UGUGAGCAGAGGAGACGUUCAGGACAACAACACAGCCGGCAAGCGAGCAGCAGAGAGAGAGAGAGAGAGAGAGCUGUAAAGGAGAGCGAGAGACUGCUUUAAGAGAGAGGGAGAGAGACUGCCGCACUGAGGGUUGGAGGAGAAAAACAGGAAUACAAAGGAAAGGAGAAAGUCAUUGCUUUCUGCUCAUACACACUGGCUGGGUGGUUUUCUUCCCUYCGCACCCGUGUGUUUUUCUUAUCCUCGCUCAUAUGUAUCAAGCUCCCAUCCUCCAUCAUCCAUCCACACACGCGCAGACAGAGCAUAGAUACGCUCGCUCACUACACACCCUUUCUGAAGGAGAGAGAGCUGUGGAUGGACCAGUUUUAACAGGGGAUCGCCUGCUACUGAUGAAGAAGRGUUUAUUUUUUUGCACUUUGGCUUCACAGAUUUCCCUGAUUGGAUUUUGAUUAGAGGAGAGGAGGGUUGGGGUUUUGUUUGUUCAUGUGCUGUUUGGCUUGGCGCAGGGCCAACGGCACGGCACAGAGCUUCCCGUCCUUUUCUCUGGGAGUCCAGGGAGACGGUGAGUGACACUGGCUCUGGACAGCCCUCCCCUGGCUGCAGAUCUCAUCUGUUUGGCCUCUUUUGUGUUCGCGGCUCGUGGUUAGCCAAGCCCUCCCUCCCGCACUGAAUUGAGCUAUUGUCUGGAUUUCGGGGUCUCUCACGCUGCCCCACUACCCCCAGCCCCGAACCCCCCCACCCCCCAGUGUUCAUUUGUCUCUGGUCACACUGAAGCUGGAGGCUGGAAGCCUGGAUUAAUGGCAGACGGAGGAAGGUAAUGCAUCGCUGGACGCUUCCUCUGCUUUUGGAUCACUCAAGGAAAAGGAAGGAGACCUUCCCACAGCAUUCAGCCAAGCAGCUAGCGUUACCACGGUUUGUCUGUGAGAUCGUGCCUUGAGUGUGUGUGUGUGUGUUUGUAGCAGGGAGAGAGACGGCGGGAUAGAGGAGGAGGGAGAGUAAUAGUAUUCCAGUGAUCUAGCUGCCUGCUUCCAUGUCUCCAGCCUGACCUGGGCAGAGGUGUAGCCCUCCCUCAGGGUGGAUGUGGGGACGGGGGUAUCAACAACCCUCAGGAGGUCAGCCUAGCCCUCCCUCCCUCCCUGCCUCCCCAUGAAGAAGACACAGAGCACCACCCUGCGUCGGGCCUGGCCCAGCUCAGAUUUCUCGGACCGGGCCUCGGAACGCACCCGGUCCCGCAGCGAGAAGGACUACCGCCUCCACAAACACUACCCCCCUCAGUACAUCUGCCAGUCCCCCCGGGGCUACAUGACAUCAGGUGAUGUGUCUCCCAUCAGCAUGUCUCCCAUCAGCCAGUCACAGUUCAUCCCUCUGGGGGAGGUGCUGUGCCUGGCCAUUUCGGCCAUGAACUCCGCCCGCAAGCCUGUCACCCAGGAGGCCCUGACAGAACACCUGGCAACAUGUUUCCCAGGUGUGCCCACGCCGACAGCAGAGAUUCUCCACCACACGCUGAGUAUGCUGGUCCGGGAGAGGAAGAUCUACCCGACACCAGAGGGCUACUUCAUCGUCACGCCCCAGACCUACUUCAUCACGCCCUCUCUCAUCAGGACCAGCUCCAAAUGGUACCACCUGGAUGAGAGGAUACCUGACCGCCAGCAGCAACAACAACAACAACAGCAACAGUGUACCUCCCCCCUCUCUGGAACCAUCACCCCUUCCACUUCUGGCUGUGUCAGGGACAGGUCCCAUCCUAAGAACCAUGGAGACUCCUAUAAUAGUUACCGUGACGACCCCCCCAGCCACCACACCACCCUCACCAGGAAGUCCCCUAAGGAGCACCGAGAGGCCUACUCUCCCCACUCCCCUCACUCACCCCACUCCCCUCACACACCCACACAGACCCAGCCCCAGCCUACCUCCACAGAGAAGACCCGGAGCACCCUGAGCUUCCCCUUCAAGUCGGACACCCUGACCAAGCACCGUGAGGGGGGCAGCAGCGGGGAGAAGCAGUCCAAGAAGUUUGGCCUCAAGCUGUUCCGGCUGAGCUUCAAGAAGGACAAGACCAAGCAGCUGACCACCUUCUCGGCCCAGUUCCCCCCGGAGGAGUGGCCUCUGCGGGACGAGGAGACGCCCACGGCCGUGCCGCGCGACGUGGAGAUGGAGAUCAUCAGGCGGAUCAACCCGGACCUGACGGUGGAAAACGUGGCUAGACACACAGCCGUGAUGAAGAGGCUGGAGGAGGAGAGGGCUCAGAGGAGCAAGGCCAGCUCGUCAGCCCAGCACAGCGCACGCAGCAGGAGGAGCCGCGGACACCGCAAGCCCCAAGGUAAGCCGUCACGCUCCCACAGUAAGACCCGCGCCUCCCGGGGAGACCCCUCUGAGGGAUCCAACCUGGACCUGGGGGCUGAGAGGGACUACCGGGCUUACAGCUCCUCCCUGGCUCGCUCGCCACGGGACGCCUCCUUCUCCAUGGAGCGCAGCCGUGCCCGACACCUGGCCCACAGCAACCCAAACAUCAUGGAGUCCCACCUGCCCAUCACCCCAGAGUGGGACGUGUCGGGAGAGCUGGCCAAGAGGAGGACGGAGAUGCCCUUCCCCGAGCCCUCGCACGGGCCGUCCCACUCCAAGGUGCACCGCAGCCACAGCCACACGCAGGAGAGGAAGUCGCGCAACGAGCGCUCGGACAACAAGGCCAAAGAGCGGUCCCGCUCCAUGGACAACUCCAAAGGGCCUCUCGGGGCCGGGCAGAUUGGGCCCCCGGACUACUUUGAGCGCAGCCCUGAUGAGAGGGACAGAGACAGGAGCCGCUACUACACCGAUGACGGGACCUUGAGGGCCUCAGCCCAGGCCUCCCAGUACUCCCACUCGCGGGCCACGCCCCCUGCUGCUAAGUUGGCCACACCCCCUGCUGCUAAGUUAACCCCUGACCCCUGUGGGCCCGACGGAGGGAGAACACUUGAAAAUAACAAAAGUAGAGACCGUUUACCUGCCUACGACAGCCAGAAGGCUUAUUCUCCUAAACGCAUGGCUGAGGACUAUUUCCAGUGCAAUGCAUCCACUGAGGCGGUCCUCACUACCCCUAGUCCCUUAGGAAAACCCAAUCACGAUAGCUUACCUAAGGUGAAGGUGGGCUGUUCGUCCGACAGACAGACCCCUCAUCCCCCAGAGUACAAAGAGGACACUACAAAGGGACAGAACGGUGUUAGUUUGCCCAUGCCCUGCCAGAUGCCUGAGCCUUUGCCAAAUGGCCGUUCAGUACAGCACCACAACACCAACUCUGGUAGCAUGGACAGGAGGAAGGACAUCUUCAGCAAAGACACUCUGUUCAAACCUCCGCCCAACACGCUGCCCAGCGGCUACGGGGACGGUAGCUACUCCAGGUCGAGCACGCUGAGGAAGACCCCGGUCAUGUCGUCGGCCGAGGUGCUGGACAGCCAGGAGCACUUUGAGCAGCCGGGCCCCCUGCUAGCUGUGCCCCGGCCCCCCUCCUCUGGCCCCUCAGGGAUGGAGCAGGCUGGCUCGUGCCCGGCCGGGGAAGCCUCCUUCGACUACUACAACGUGUCUGAUGACGACGAGCUGGAGGACGCCGCCUCAGCCAAGCAGGCAGAGCAGGAGCCGAAGUCCCCAGAGGGCUGUGGUGGGGUCGGAGGGGGAGGGGGGGGUACCAUGCAGUGGCUGCUGGAGCGGGAGAAGGAGAGGGACCUCCAGCGCAGGUUUGAGAGGAACCUGACCUUCCCCAACCCCAAGGAGAGUGAGCACAACAACCAGAGCCAGCAGUCAGCCCACUCAGCCAGGCUGGACAGCAUGGACAGCAGUAGUGUUACAGUGGACAGUGGAUUUAACUCUCCACGCACACGAGAGAGUCUGGCCUCAAACACCUCCAGCAUCGUGGAGAGCAACAGACGUCAGAACCUGGCUCUGAGUCCCGGACACCUGGGAAUCGCCACGGGCAACGGUCCACCUUUCACCUUCCGGACCAUUCCAGAGCCGCCGCCUACCACCCAACCCGAGAAACUCCAGAAACCCUCAAACUGUUUGGCCUCCAUCACCAGUGUGUGACAGUGGCAGGAGAGGGAGAUCAAAUGAAGAGGGAGGUGUUGGGUUUGGAUGAGUACAGCUCCUCCACCUCACUGGGACUGUUAUAGUAUCCAGACUGGCUGACACAACAUACACCACACCAGCCCGUUCAGCGACUGSUAUUACAUUGUCAAUCUGUCAUGCAAUGGUUUUGGAUUAGUUUUCCUCAUCUUCUGUUGGGUAAUAUUUGAAUUUGUGAUACUCACCACUACAUUGUAACACCACUUCUCACAAGAUUACAUUUAUAAAAAUAUUUAAAAGCAUUGAUCUUUUUCAAUCCCAUUCUAAACCUUGGAAGAAGAAAAAAAACGUAAUUCUACAGGUCCUUUUUUAGGUUUUUGUUUUUACUGAGCAGUUUUUAUUUAUUUCAUGUGACUGAUUUGACUUUGACCUGCCAGUUGAUAUUCUGUCAUUUAUUUUGGUGUCAAAUGUAAAAAAAUUCUAAUCUCAGGUCACGCGUAAUUACACUCCUACCAUUUUUUGGCUAUGUGUGGCUGUUGAGCUUUUUAAACAUACUCUUUAGCCCCCUCUGCUGGCUCACAUGAGGCUCUGACACAAUGCGAUGCAUACACAGUCCUGCUAGCUAGACUUUACCUGACCCCUCUGCCAUAAGGCCUACAUAAUGCUGUCAUGAUAAUAUAACAUGUAAUAAACCGUUAUGUCAGCUCAUGACGACUGAUUUACAGCUGUCCUAACAGAAACCGUUGUUUAGGCUUGUUAAUUGUCUGGCCAUACAUCUAGACAAUUAGCAUACCUGAGUAAUGGUUUGUGUCAUAACUGUGUCAAGUGACAUAAGCAGCUGUCAUUAUGGUUUAUAAUACUAUGACAUUAUUAUGACAGUCUUACGUAGGGUUCAAGUGACAUGUUAUCCUAGUGAUGUUAGGAGUGCAACAUGUCCAGUCCAUCCAACCUCUCUCUGUAGGGUACUAUUGGUGUGCCAGAGUACCCCUCUGUUCCAUGGUACUGAACCCAGCCCUGACGCUGCUGUAAUCUAGAUAACAAAAUCCAAGUGUUUGAACUGGGCUCUUAGAGCUAAUGUUUACAUAGAAUCAGGUCUCUCAGCACAUUUUGGUACAUUGUAAAUACAGAUUAAGGAAAGGCCUCAAUGCCCGACAGGGAUUGAGUUUCUAAGCAGUACUACACGGCAGUCAUGGCCAACAAUGGAGAAACCUAACUUUUCUUUUUAUUGGAUUAAAAAUGUCACACUAUUCCUGGUGCUAUUACCUGUGGUAUUUUCCUGUUCAAUGCAUUCGAUGUUCAAAUUAACAACAAGGGACUUUUGAAUAUGGACAACGUCGAAAACCAUCCCCUUUAUAGAGGCAGAUAAGGUCAGUCCUAUCUCUUUAUAGAGGCAGAUAAGGUCAGUCCUKUCUCUUUAUAGAGGCAGAWAAGGUCAGUCCUKUCUCUUUAUAGAGGCAGAUAAAGUCCUCUCUCUCCACCCCUCUGAGUUGUUUUCAUAUUUUACCCUAUGUUGUCAGAUUCUAAUACAACUACCUCCACAACAGUAGAGUAGUGGCUCUCCUCUUACAAAUCACUGUCAUCAGCCUGUAUCCUGUGAAUGUCAAUGUAAAAGCCCUAGAAAUGACUCACACAAAGACCAUGUCAAAGUGCUGGACUGACUCUCCUAUUGUCAUUCUCACGACAGCAGAGCUCACCUGUAUGCGCUACUUGACUAUUUAGCCCCUCUCUCUGUCUGAGUUUAUUAGAGGUGUUCUUCUCACGCAAUUCUCACUUUUUGACUCUCACUUCCCCCAACAGAAAUGUAAUAAUUUCUGUGCGGUUUGAUUAGAAGGGGGGGGGGUUCUCCUCUCCUCUAUUUAAUGAUGUUAAGGAUAUCAAAGGUCAAAGGUGACCUCUUAUAGCACAGCAUUUCCGUAGGAUACAUCACCGUCCUCUCAGCACUGUGUACCAUCAGUAUCCAUGUCUCAUACAGUGUGAUGAUGAGCCUAUGAAGGGAGUGGUGUCAACCUUGUCACUUUGGUAGUACAGUUCCAGUCCAAUGACAACGCAUUGAAAAGGUCCAUUUUCAGUUUUUGUGAGCUCUUUUCAAAUAAUGAUCAACAUCAUCAAUUCCCUCUGAAAUCAAAAGGGAGAAUUGCAGCCAAGACUGCCUUGUAUUGUCAUGUUUGCACUGAAAUAAAUGCCUGUUCUCUGGUUGCUGUAAAAGCCAUCCAAGAAGGAUGUUCUGUUUAUAUUGAAAAUAUUUCAUAUGAAAUUCUGACAGUCCAUGAAAUGUCUUCCCUUAACAUUGCGGAUUUAUAAUGGAGUUCAAUAACGUUGUUUCUAAUUGUGACGGUAUGUCAUACUGUAGAUGAUCUUGGUCUGUCAUGCUUAGUAAAAUAAUGUCAACAAUAAGAGGGAUUUUUUAUGUCUAUAAUAUCUAAGUCCCUUUUUGUGUAGUCAUGGUGUUUACUGUUGUUCUAGUGUGUGUGAUAUAACCUUUGGGGAUUGUUACUUUUUAAGAUAAUAAAAUAACAUGUUUGGUUAUA
Molecule: messenger RNA, 6560 nt
Organism: Salvelinus sp. IW2-2015
Lineage: Eukaryota; Metazoa; Chordata; Actinopteri; Salmoniformes; Salmonidae
Product: storkhead-box protein 2
Biological process (GO): regulation of transcription by RNA polymerase II
Cellular component (GO): cytoplasm; nucleus
Molecular function (GO): RNA polymerase II transcription regulatory region sequence-specific DNA binding
Source: RefSeq, a predicted model, not a curated record